ACCUGACCCUACCCUACCCUACCCUACCCUAUGCUCUGCAUCACUAAGUGGAGACAUCACCCAGGCCUGUCUGAGGCCAAGGUUAGGCUUUGUUCUCUCUCAAAGAUGACCCCAUGUCCUUCAGGAAAUCUAUUAAAUAUAUAUAUACGUAUAUAUCUAUCAGGCCAACCUUAAACUUGGAGCAGUCUCCUGUUGUGCACAACUACAAAGUGAAUAUCGAGUUGACCCGCAGCACUGUAAUUUAGCAGGGGUAUUCAUCCCAUAGCACCAGCUUGAGUUGCAGAGCAGUCUGUGCUCCUGAUAAAGGGCUCUGAUAUUGGGAUGUAAUUGCUUUUCUAAUAUCCAUGUAUUAUUUACACUAUGCUACUGUUGCAACCAGUAGCAAACUCCGUCUGACUCCAGACCUGUUGUUAUUGUAAUGUAUUUACUGGAGCAAUGCAGGGUCAGACUGAUUUCAGUUAUUUGGCUGUAAAUGACCCAACUGAAACCAAUAGUUUCAGUGCUGUAGAACCAGUGAAAGCGAGAUCCAAAUCAGGACUUGGAGUGUUAAUUUACUUUAUUGCCAUAUCCUGACAGAUGGUUAUUAAGUACUUUAAGUAUUAAUGCUGCUGCUUUAUUUAUAACACAGAGAUAUGUCUUACUGGUUUCUUAGGUAUUUCUACAGGAAAAGGUCUUCAAGAGGAAACCGAGGAGGACAGGCAAACAAAAGAUGAUUGGGUCCGUGGUGAAUGAGGCACCAUCAGACUACAGAGUUCGAUUUUAAGCCUUAAAGGUAGCUCUUCCAAGGACACUGCAUGAGAUAUUGCUUGCUCAGUUUUCCACUUGGCAGGCAGUGAUGGCCAGGUCUUCAUGAAGUUAAAUCCAUAAUUUUUUAUGCAGUAUUUUAAUUUCAGCAAAAUCUUUUCCUUUCCUAGUGCAUCUGAGAAGUUGUCACCUGAGGAAGACCUGCAGAUGGCGUUUUCAAGCCAAGGUAUCUGGAUCAGAUUUUCCUAAGCCUUCUGCUCUAACCUGAUCCUGUUCUUUUUGCAAAGCAGUGAAGUGGCCUCUGGUCCUGUGCAGGUGAAGCUGCCCAUCACACACAGCUCCCCCCAGUUAGAAAACACUUGGGACAGAGGUAAAAAAUCUGUGCUCCAAUAGAGAAAAGUGAGCAAAUCUAUCAAGAAAAGCAAAGCAAUGCCUUGAAGUUUGCUUAACUCCAGUAGUCAGGAUGUUCUUAGUUAUGUACAAUUGAUUCCACCAGAAGGAACUGACCUGUGCCUUGAGAAUAGGCUCUUACACUGCUGUGUAUGGAUGUUAGAGGUGGAGUUUUUUUCCUAUCUCAUACAGAAAGAUAAGAUGGAUACAGUUCAUAGCAUAUGAAGAAACUCAGACUGAUCUGAAUGGGAGAAACAAAAUCACGGAUGUGCCCUCUGGUGGCACAGAAACUGGUUAAGGUGCAAUUAAUACAGCUAGUUAUUCCUCAUUGUUUUUCCUCCUUUUCCAUCUUCCCUCCAUCUCUCAGAGGUUGAUAGGUUCCUUCUGUCUUCAUAUUUUUUUAAAGCCCUCAUUAACUGUGAAAGGGCUCUCGGCUGACUGCCCUUGGUACAUAAAUACAGGGGUGAGAGCUGCUGCCCUGCCUCGCCUCCUGGCUACCUCAGGCAGUUCCUCUGCUGGGACAUCUGCAGACUUGGGAAGGAAGAGCAUCACACGAGCAGCUGCCAUGAGGCGUGGAGAGAAACUCCGGUCUGCUGGUGGGUGUGCUGUUUAUGAGGUGGUGACAGUGACAGGAGACGUCCGGGGAGCUGGAACUGAUGCCAAUGUGUUUGUUACUCUCUUUGGAGAGUUUGGGAUCACUCCCAAGACUCAUCUCACGAGCAAGAGCAGCACUGCCUUUGAGAGGAGCAAAACAGAUGUGUUCCGAGUGAAAACCAACAAUGUUGGACAAAUAAAGAAAAUAAGGAUUGAGCACGAUAACACCGGACUGAAUGCAGGCUGGUUCCUGGAUCGUGUCAUUGUGACUGACAUGAACAGACCUCACCUCCGGUUUUACUUCCCCUGCAACAACUGGCUGAGCAAGGAGGAUGGGGACGGGCUGUACGUCAGGGACCUCAUUGGCAGCCUGAAUCCUAUGGAUGUGCCCAAAAUCAACAAAUACGUGGUCCGAGUUUUCACGGGCGAAGUCAGCGGCAGCGGAACAGAUGCAGAUGUCUUCAUUAAUAUCUUCGGAGAGAAAGGAGACACAGGAGUGAGGAAACUGGACAACGACAAAGACAACUUUGAAAAGGGAGCAGAGGACAAGUUCACGCUUGAUGCUCCGAAUUUGGGCAGGUUAAGAAAAAUUAAUAUCGGUCACAAUAACAAGGGUGGCUCUGCUGGCUGGUUUCUUGCAAAGGUGAUCAUUGAAGACAUUGGCAAUAAAUGUGUGUACCAGUUCCCAGUUGGACGCUGGUUUGCUUUGGAUGAAGAUGAUGGCAAAAUCCAGAGGGACAUUCUUGUUGGAGGCACCGAAGCCACAGGUAUUGUGUACAAUGUUGCCGUAGUGACGGGAGAUAUCAGAGGAGCUGGCACAAACUCCAAGAUCCAUGUAAUCCUGCAUGGCUCCAAAGGCUUGAAGAACAGCGGGACGAUUUUCCUGGAAGGAGGUGAAUUUGAGCGCGCCAGGACAGAUCUCUUUAACGUGGAGAUAGCAUCUCUUCUCAGUCCUCUCAGCAGGGUCACCAUUGGGCACGAUAAUUGUGGCGUCAGCUCUGGCUGGUAUUGUGAGAAGGUGGUGGUUUACUGCCCAUUCACUGGUAUUGAACAGACCUUCCCAUGUGGGAAAUGGCUGGAUGAAGAUGAAGGAGAUGGCCUCAUAGAGAGGGAGCUCUAUGAAAUGGUCUCCCUGCGACAGAGAAGACUCAAAAAAAAUCCCUGGUCUCUCUGGAUCUGGACGAGUGACAUUAAGAAUGCAGGGACAGAUGCCACCAUCUUUUUCCAGAUUUAUGGAGACAAAGGAAAGUCAGAUGAGAUGAAGUUGGACAACAAUUCAGACAACUUUGAAGCUGGACAAACCGACAAAUUCAUGAUUGAGCUCCCUGAUCUGGGCACGUUUUAUAAGCUUCGGAUAUGGCAUGAGAAAAGAAAUCCUUUUGCUGGCUGGCACCUGGAUAAGGUAACUCUGCUGAAAACACUGACAAAAGACAAAUAUUCAUUCAACUGCGGUCGCUGGCUAGAUAUAAAUGAAGAUGACAACGAGAUUGUGCGGGAGCUCCCUGCAGAGGGGUCUCUGGUGACUGAAGUCAUGCCAGUGAUAAAAUACCGAGUGACAGUUUGCACGGGGAUGGUAAGUGGCAGCGGCACAGAUGCCAACGUCUUUGUCUGCCUCAUCGGCGACCAGGGGGACACAGGAGACCGCGUCCUCUACAAAUGCAUAAACAAUGUCAAUAAGUUUGAAAAAGGCAACGCUGAUGAAUUCUUCGUUGAAGCAGUAACACUGAAGCAGGUGAGGAGGGUGAGGAUAGGGCAUGAUGGCAAAGGAGGAAGCAGUGGCUGGUACCUUGCCAAAGUGAUAGUGAGGGAAGAAGGACAGCCAGAAAGCGAGGCUGUGGAAUUCCCCUGCUACAGAUGGCUUGACAAAAAUGAGGAUGAUGGUCAGAUUGUCCGAGAAUUAGUGCCUGCUGGAGAGUCACCGUUGCUAAAAAAUGUCAGUUAUCACAUCAGUGUGAAGACGGGAGAUAUCCCCGGGGCCAGCUCAGACUCCAAAGUUUUCAUCAAACUCUAUGGUGAAAAAGCUGACACCAGCAAGGAGACUCUCUUGGUCUCUGACAACGACCUAGGCAAUUAUUUUGAACGUGGCCGAGUGGAUGAGUUUACUAUAGAUACAAUGGAUAUUGGGAAGAUCAAUCGGAUACUAAUUGGACAUGAUAAUGUGGGUCUCCGGUCUGGAUGGUUCCUGGCCAGUGUCCAGAUCACAGUUCCAGUCCAGGGAAGGCAGUACAUGUUCCCCUGCAACCGAUGGCUUGACAAAGACGAGGCUGAUGGCAGGGUGGAGGUGGAGGUCUACCCAAGUGAGAUUUUGCCCAUUGAGAAAUUGAUAAACUAUGAAGUGUCUGUAGUUACUGGAGACGUGCGAGCCGCAGGCACCAACGCCAAAGUCUUCAUGCAGAUUUAUGGUGAGACUGGCAAAACUGAAUUGAUCAUCUUGGAAAACAGAUCGAACAACUUCGAACGGGGAGCCACGGACAUCUUCAAGGUAGAGGCUGCAGAUGUUGGCAAGAUUUAUAAGAUUCGGAUAGGCCAUGAUGGGAAAGGCAUUGGGGAUGGCUGGUUUCUGGAAAGUGUCACACUGAAGCGCCUUGCCACGAAGAUGGAUGAGUCUGAUAAAAAAAAGAAGAAGAAAAAGAAAAAGUCUGAGGAGGAGGAGGAAGAAGAGGAGACAAAGGUGGAAGAAGUAAUGGAUGUCUAUACCUUUGUGGCACACCGCUGGCUAGCUAAAGAUGAAGGAGACAAGGAGCUUGUGGUUGAACUGGUGCCUGAUGGAGAAUCUGAACUGGAGGAGAAUACAUACGAAGUCCACGUUCUCACUGGCAGCGUGUGGGGAUCUGGGACAGAUGCUAAUGUCUUCUUGAGUAUCUAUGGUAUAGAAAGAGGAGACACGGGUGAGCGCCAGCUGAAGAGGUCCAAUAACCUCAACAAGUUUGAAAAGGGCCAGGUGGAUGUGUUCACCAUCAAAGCCAUUGACCUGGGUGAGCUGAAGAAGCUGCGGAUCCGCCAUGAUAACUCUGGUAGUAGCCCAAGCUGGUUCCUGGAGAGAGUAGAGAUUGUUGACCUCAAGGAAAGCACCACGUAUUAUUUCCCGUGCCAGCGGUGGUUAGCAGUUGAGGAGGAUGAUGGCCAAAUUGUCAGGGAGCUGGUCCCAGUGGAUGAAGCAUUUGUAAAGAAAGAUUCGGAAAACGAUGGCCAGUCUCUUGCAACGCUGGGCCUGGAACAGAAAGCUAAAUCCACGACGUACAUUGUGAAAGUGAAAACUGGGGACAAGAAGAAUGCUGGAACAGAUGCCAACGUCUUCAUCACUCUCUAUGGAAGUAAAGAUGAUACAGGGAUAGUCAGCCUGAAGGCCUCAAAGCUUAACAAGAACAAAUUUGAGCGUGGGAAGAUAGAUGAGUUUACAGUCGAGUCUGUCGACAUUGGAGACCUGAAAAAAAUCAAGAUAGGCCAUGACAAUGCAGGUAAUUCGAAUGGCUGGUUUCUGGAAUGGGUGGAAAUCGAUGCCCCAUCCCUGGGACAGUGCCUCAAGUUCCCUUGUGGCCGUUGGCUGGAUAAAUCAGAGGAUGAUGGAGCCAUCGAGAGAUUCAUCUUCCCUGCAGAACUGCAGACAACAGAAUAUAUCCCAUUUGUUCCUUAUGAGAUUACAGUCUACACCAGCGAUAUCUUUGGAGCUGGCACAGAUGCAGAUGUCUUCAUUGUUCUUUAUGGAAGUGAUGGGAUCUGCACUCAGCAAAAAUCCCUGUGCCUCAACAAGAGAGAGCAACGGAUGUACUUUGAGAGGAACUCAGUGAAUCAGUUCAUUGUGGAGCUGGAGGAUGUUGGUGACAUUAUUGAAAAGAUUCGCAUAGGACACAAUGGUGGGGGGCUGAACUCCGGAUGGCACUUGGAUCGUGUGGCAAUUCGGAGACUGCUACCAAAUGGGAAGGGUUCAGAAACUAUCACGUUUCCGUGUGAAAGAUGGCUUGCAAAGUCUGAAGACGAUGGUGAGAUUAUCCGAGAACUGGUACCUUCUGAUAUUUUUACUGAAAAGCUCAUGAAGGAUGGGACGCUUAAGCAGAUAGAAGAAGAGGUUGAAGACCCAUUGGAAGUUCACACAUACAAAAUCAGCGUGUUCACUGGAGAUAUCUAUGGUGCUGGAACAGAUGCCAAUGUUUUCCUAAAUAUCUAUGGAGAUCUGGGGGAUACCGGAGAGCGGAAACUCAGCAAAUCUGAAACAAACUUCAACAAGUUUGAAAGAGGACAGGAGGACACGUUUACAAUACAGGCUGUAGACCUUGGCAUUUUGUACAAGAUCAAGAUUCGCCAUGACAAUAGCAUGUUCAGUCCUGACUGGUUCCUGGAAAAAGUGGAGAUCCUGGAUGAGACCACAGAGGAGUCGUUCGUGUUCCUGUGUGAACGCUGGCUCUCCAAAAAGAAAGAGGACAAAAAGAUAGAGCGUACACUUUAUGAGCAGAGUUACGAUGGUGAACGGAGAAGCCUGAGUGAGUCCUCUGUCAGCCUGUCGAGUCUGGAUAGCAGUGGAAACCCAAAGGAGAAAAAAUCCCGCUUGGUCAAGUCAGCAGAAGAAGGAUUAUUAAUCCCGUACCAUAUCACUGUCACGACGGGCACAGAGUACGACUCCAGCACCGACAGCCGAGUGUUCAUCAUCAUCAUGGGUCCUCAGAAAGUGCGGACUGAGAGGCUGUGGCUGGAUCUCCCCGAAGGAAAAGAUGAGUUUGCAGAUGGCUCCGUGGAGAAAUUCUCUGUUUGGGGACUGGAUGUUGGGGAGAUCAAAAAAGUGGAGGUGGGACACGACGGUGCCACCCCUGAGAGCUGCUGGCUGAUGGAAGAGCUCACCAUCGUCGUGCCCACCAAAGGUGUCAUGUACAACUUUGUCUGUAAAUGCUGGCUGGCCAGAGACAAAGGUGAUGGUCUCACCUCACGAAUCCUCAACAUCCUGGAUGCGGACUGUGUCAAUGUGGGCAUCAAGAUCCUCUACGAAGUCACAGUGGUGACUGGAGACAUCGAAAGCGGUGGUACCGAUGCUGGUAUUUUCAUGACUGUCUUUGGAUCCAAUGGCAACACUGAGGAGAUGCAGCUGGAUAAAAAUGGCGAUAGAUUUGAGCGAGGCCAGGAGGACAGCUUCAUCAUGGAAAUCGCCGAUAUCGCACCCCUGAGGAAGAUGAGGAUCAGGACAGAUGCGAAGGGGACGCGCCCAGACUGGUUCCUGGAGAGGAUAGUCAUGAGGAACCUGACUAAUCAGGAAGUGGCCACAUUUACGUAUGGUGAUUGGCUGUCAAAGGUGAAAAAUGCCAAGGGAAGUCUUGUGUGUGAGAUGCCAGCCAUGGUAAAUGAUGAGCAGAUGAUGGAGGACACAACUUACACUAUUCAAGUUAAAACCAGUGAUAUUGGAGGAGCUGGCACUGACGCCAAUGUGUCCUUGAUUCUGUUUGGGGAGAAUGGGGACAGCGGGACCCUUGCCCUGAAGGAGUCCAACAAGUCCAACAAGUUUGAGCGGAACCAGAUGGAUGAAUUCAACUUCCCCAACAUGCUGAGCCUGGGAGAUCUCUGCAAAGUGCGAAUAUGGCAUGACAACAAAGGAAUUGCCCCAGGUUGGCACUUGGAAUAUAUUGACGUGAUGGACUCUGCCACAGACAAGACCUUCCGCUUCCAGUGUGACCGCUGGCUGGCUAAAGGUGAAGACGAUGGGCAGCUCAUAAGGGAACUGGCUUGUGCCAAUAAUGACAUCCUGGAACUGAAGGAACGGACUGCCUAUGAAAUUGUCACAGUAACAAGCAACAGAGAGGAUGCAGAAACAAAGGAAAACAUCUGGAUUAUCUUGGAAGGAAAGCUGGGCCGCUCGAAAGAGUUCCUUAUGGAAAACUCCUCCAAGAAAAGGAGAUUUGAAAGGGGAUCAACAGAUACGUUUCAGUUUUCUUCUAAGAACCUUGGUGAUAUUGCAGCCAUCUGUGUUGGUCACUGUCCAAAGGAUGGAAAGAAGUCAUCUGCAAAAGCUGAUGUCUACUGGCAUGUCAAGGAGAUAAUCAUAACAGAGAUGGAGCUUUGCAACAAGUAUUUCUUUAGGUGCAAUGGGAAAAUCCCUCUGCGGUACAAGCGACGGGACUACAAAGUCUUUGAGUGUGCCAAGGUCAUCGAGAGCUUUGCCAGCAAAGCCCGCAGCUUGGUGCCAGUCAAAUACGAGACCAUCGUGGUCACCGGCUUUGAAAAGGGUGCAGGGACGGAUGCCAACGUGUUCAUCACCAUCUUCGGUUUGAAUGGGGAUUCGGGGAAGCGAGCCCUGAAGCAGAAGUUCAGGAACCUCUUCGAGCGGGGCAAAACCAACAGGUUCUACCUGGAAACAUUGGACAUGGGGGAGCUGAAAAAGGUCCGGAUUGAGCAUGACAACAGUGGGCUGGCCCCCGGCUGGCUGGUGGAGAGGGUGGAGAUCACCAACUCGGCCACUGGUGUGACCACCAUAUUUCCCUGUGGGAAGUGGCUGGAUGAGAACCGGGGUGAUGGGUUAACCUGGAGGGAGCUCUUCCCCAGAUAUUGAGAGGUUUUCAGUGGCAAGAUGUGCUUCCUGGGUUUAACAUUUUGUAAAAGUUGUCCUGUUUUUCUUUAUCUUUUUUUUUUUUUUUUUUUUUUAAGUCAUAUAUAAAAUUGUG
Messenger RNA from Gallus gallus (chicken), 8369 nucleotides. It is a transcript of the gene LOXHD1, whose product is annotated as lipoxygenase homology domains 1. NCBI's taxonomy places the organism in Eukaryota, Metazoa, Chordata, Aves, Galliformes, Phasianidae. The transcript has 41 exons. Gene Ontology annotation, molecular function: protein binding. The record is from RefSeq and is a predicted model, not a curated record. Bases 1700 to 8257 code for a protein of 2185 amino acids.